Molecule: messenger RNA, 2067 nt
Organism: Drosophila subpulchrella
Lineage: Eukaryota; Metazoa; Arthropoda; Insecta; Diptera; Drosophilidae
Gene: Diap2
Product: death-associated inhibitor of apoptosis 2
Exons: 3
Coding region: 129-1622 (497 amino acids)
Source: RefSeq, a predicted model, not a curated record
CUCUAGGAUCAAAUCAAUAAGUUUACUUUUCUUCUUUUGCCUUGUUUUUAUUUCACAUCGCGUUAACUGGUUGAUUUCGCAUUACAUCAUUGGAGGGUGAGGAUUAAGAUCCGGCCUGGCGCAACACGAUGGCGGAGCGGCAUUUGGAGGUGGAGAGCGUUCGCCUGGCGACAUUCGGGGAAUGGCCCCUCAACGCCCCCGUCUCCGCCGAGGAUCUGGUGGAAAAUGGAUUCUUUGCCACGGGCAACUGGCUGGAGGCCGAGUGCCACUUCUGCCACGUUCGCAUAGACCGUUGGGACUAUGGCGACUUGGUGGCGGAUCGUCACCGCCGUUCAUCGCCCAUCUGCUCCAUGGUCCUGGCCCCCAAUCACUGCGGCAAUGUCCCGAGGAACCAGGAAAACGACCAGGAGGGCAACAGUGUAGUGGACAGCCCUGCGUCCUGCGCCUGUCCCGAUCUCCUGCUGGAGGCCAACCGACUGGAGACCUUCAAGGACUGGCCAAAUCCCAACAUCACGCCUCAGGCUCUGGCCAAGGCUGGCUUCUACUAUCUGAACCGCCUGGAUCACGUAAAGUGCGUGUGGUGCAACGGAGUGAUUGCCAAGUGGGAGAAGAACGACAACGCCUUCGACGAGCACCAGCGCUUCUUUCCGCAAUGUCCCCGUGUUCAGAUGGGUCCUCUUAUAGAGUUUGCCGCUGGAAAGAACCUAGACGAGUUGGGCAUCCAGCCCACCACUCUGCCGAUGCGUCCUAAGUACGCCUGUGUGGACGCCAGAAUGCGAACCUUCUCCGAUUGGCCCAUUGCCAAUAUCCAGCCCGCAGAUGCCUUGGCCCAAGCUGGUUUAUAUUAUCAGAAAAUAGGCGACCAGGUGCGCUGCUUCCACUGCAACAUCGGACUGCGCUCCUGGCAGAAGGAAGACGAGCCGUGGCACGAGCACGCCAAGUGGUCGCCAAAGUGCCAGUUCGUACUGUUGGCCAAAGGUCCAGCCUAUGUGAACGAAGUGCUCGAGGCAACGGCAGCCAAUGCCAGGUCGCCACCAGCCACGGCACCGGCCCCAUCCCUGCAGGCAGACGCUCUGAUGGACGAGGCGCCGGCAAAGGAGGCCCUGGCCUUGGGCAUCGACGGAGGAGUGGUGCGCAACGCCAUCCAGCGCAAGCUCUCGAGUUCCGGCUGCGCCUUCUCCACGCUGGACGAACUGCUGCACGCAAUCUUCGAUGAGGCCGGCGCUGAGGUUGCUUUGGAGGUGCGAGAACCCCCCCAGCCGAGUGCCCCCUUUUUGGAAACCUCUCAAGCCACCACCAGCAAAGCAGGGUCGGUGCCCGUAGCAGUGGCCGAUUCCAUCCCAGCCAAGCCGCAGGCGGUGCCAGUUGCAGAAACCUCCAAGAUCGCAGACCAGCUGCAGAAGAUGUCGGUGGCCUCGCCGAAUGGCAACCUGUCGUUGGAGGAGGAGAACCGCCAGCUCAAGGAUGCACGUCUCUGCAAGGUGUGCUUGGACGAAGAGGUGGGCGUGGUGUUUCUGCCCUGCGGCCAUUUGGCCACCUGCAACCAGUGCGCCCCCAGCGUAGCCAAUUGUCCCAUGUGCCGUGCCGACAUCAAGGGAUUCGUGCGCACUUUCCUCUCGUGAAGCGGAUAUCCACAUCAUACCGAGUUUAUCAGCUAGUUUUAAGCGAACCGAUUGAUUGCACCCACACAAACUACUACAGCGAAGUUCAAAUUAUCCGGUGAUUAGCUAAUGGAAUAACCUUAAGCAUCUACAAAGUACUUGUCCAACUGCAACUAUCCGUUUUUACUUUAGAUACGGUUGUAAGCUGUUACUAACUAUCGCCCUGUGCCCCUUUUAGAACAUACACACUAAAAGGACUUUAUAUGAUUAGACAGCUCCCUCUCUGAAAGUUUAUGAAUACUUCGGCACGACCGCAGAUCACAAAUUUCUUGUUAUCGUACUCUUAUUAACACAUUUAUGUACUUUUGUUGUUCAUGUUUAUAAGCCGCUGAGAGUAUGGUCUACACACAACUAUACGCAAAUUGCAACUGCGAAAUACGAAUAUAUAUGUAAAUGUUAAACGUGA